AUGAAGGCACUGGAGCAGCAGAUCCUUCUCGCUCUUUCUAUGACACGAACUCAAGUCCCUAUGCUCGAAGCGAAGCAUUUACAGAUUUGGAGUGCUGGAAAAGUCUAUCUAUGCGUUUUGGUUCUCCUCGUUGGUUUGCAGUCUAGCAGCCGCAGUGAACAGUCUCCUCGGUCUCCCCUGGAAGCAAACUAUGUAGGCACUUCCUUCACAGUCAAUCAGAAGAAGGCUCAAACACAGUCCAAUGCAAGACUCGUUGAUUAUUCGACAUGUUUCGCGCUGUUCACCAAUCUCAUGGCAUCUCUGGCAAACGUCACGGCACCUCAGCAGGAUGUCUACUUGCCGCACAAGCACGGAAGAACAACGCACUUCUAUUACCUCCCGUCCUCCUUCUUGGAGGCAAUAACAUUUGGUCAGUUCAAGAGACCGGACGUGAAGCUUCUUACCCAGUCAGCUAAUUACCGGCUCAACACUGAAUUGUACACCACACUGCUCGGACGCUUGGCAAAUGUUCGGGAAGGCCUGGCGAGUCUGGGGAUGUUCUUAUUCCAUAAGCGUUACAAGUGA
Molecule: messenger RNA, 564 nt
Organism: Suillus clintonianus
Lineage: Eukaryota; Fungi; Basidiomycota; Agaricomycetes; Boletales; Suillaceae
Exons: 6
Coding region: 1-564 (187 amino acids)
Source: RefSeq, a predicted model, not a curated record